AUGGCUUCUCAAUCCCAGAAUCGUGACUUUUGUCUAGAGUGUCGCUGGGAGGACUUCCAUAUAGAUGGAAAGGAUGAGACCAAAUCGGGCGAUCAGCCUCGGUCCCAGUGGGACUGCUUGGACCAGGAGCACCACACAACGCUUGGUCCUUGUGAGGUUGACGAGGCUUGCUGUGAUGUGGAUGACUGUCAAGAUAACUGCCAGGAUGAUUGCGCACUAGAGUGUGGGUCAGUAUGUGGCGGCUUUGUGGACUGCGAUGCCUCGACCAUCUGUUCCGUUGCCCAUUGCGACGACACUCACUGUGAUGGGAACCAUUGCGAAAGCACGGACCCUGUCUGCUUUGAGGAUCAUUGCUGUGAUGGUGUUGAGCAGCAGAACUGUGAAUUCGAAUCAUUUUUCGGUCUCAAUACUCCUCUGUCGUUGGAUGCUACUGGCAUGUUACCAGCUGCCUCAAUGGGCCAAGGCGUUGCUGAAAUCGGGAAGAUUCCCGAACAUACCCUUCCGGCUGUCAUAGAUCCUUGCUACCAUCAAGACUUCUUGUCGUCAUACCAGGCUCACGCGAAUCAUUGCGACCAAAGCGUCGCCAAUCAUUUUGAGUGCCAUGACUUCCAGAAGGAUUUGCAAGGAAUCUUCCCCGUGCAACAACUGCCCACGCAGACAAAUGUCAACCCAGCCGAUGUCUUCCAUCUGUUGGGAACAUGUCCGGAUUUUCCUAUUCAGCAAGACCAACAUGUUCACGAUCACACAAUCCCGCCCCUUCAAUCUCCCAAAUGCAAUACGUCCGACCCCCUUAACUUCUUUCAUGCUCAUCCGGAACACCAUUACGUACACGAACACAACCACGGCCACGGUCACUUCAAAAACCCUAAUGACCUGAACCUUCAAAUUACCCGAGGGCCCCAUCGUUCCCAUCAUCGAUGCAAAGGACACCAACACGCCCAUGUCCAUUCUUACUCUCCCUACUCCCGGCAUUCCCGGUCCAGUAUCAGUUCCCACUUUGUUUCAAGUCCUGGAGAAACUCCACCACCGCUGGACGGAGGUGUCUCAUCAGUCUUAACGACUCCUGACUUUUCCGAGGAAAAUGACAUUCAUAUGUGCAAAUGGACAACAAAACUACACGGAGUGAAUACCCCAUGUGGGGCUACUUUCACUGAUGCUGGCGCUCUUCAGGAACAUCUUGUGUCUAGCCAUAUGAACACAGUUGACGGAGCCAAGGGAAAUGGAUAUUACUGCUGUUGGGUUGGGUGUCAUCGUCCAGAUGAGCCGUUUUCACAGAAAUCUAAGCUGCAGGGUCACUUCCUGACACACAGCAACUACAAGAAUUUCAGGUGCUCUGUCUGCGGCAAGUCUUUUGCUCGACAGGCGACCCUUGACCGCCAUGAGCGCAGUCAUCGUGGUGACAAGCCAUACAAAUGCAAAGACUGUGGAAAGAUGUUCACCGAUAGCAGUGAACUUAAAACGCACUCACGCACCCACACCGGCGAAAAGCCAUUCAAAUGCACUUACCCUGGAUGCGACUUUCAGACUGGAGAUUCAUCAAAUAUGUCCAGUCACAGACUGACCCACGGUGAACGCAAACACAAAUGUCCUUACCCGGGCUGCACCAAGAGCUUUACUCGACCCGAUCAAUUAAAACGUCACCAACGCACAACCCACAAAGAGCCCGGCUCGACCCUUCCUUCCCCUAGUCCCGACCAUUUCACACUCACACCCUUCGCCAUGGUCUAA
Penicillium longicatenatum is the source of this 1728-nucleotide messenger RNA. Its product is annotated as C2H2-type zinc finger protein. NCBI's taxonomy places the organism in Eukaryota, Fungi, Ascomycota, Eurotiomycetes, Eurotiales, Aspergillaceae. The record is from RefSeq and is a predicted model, not a curated record. The coding region runs from base 1 to 1728 and encodes 575 amino acids. The transcript has 5 exons. Gene Ontology annotation, biological process: regulation of transcription by RNA polymerase II. Gene Ontology annotation, cellular component: nucleus. Gene Ontology annotation, molecular function: DNA-binding transcription factor activity, RNA polymerase II-specific; RNA polymerase II cis-regulatory region sequence-specific DNA binding.